AUGAACCUCGAUCUCCAGUGUGAACAACUGAGUGAUGCCCGGCUGGCGGAGCUUCUGCCCCAGAUCCAGCAGGCUGAGGUCCUCAGGCUGGAGGACUGUGACCUCACGGCAGCCCAGUGCCGGGCCCUCAUCUCCGCCCUCCAGGCCAACCCCUCACUGACUGAGCUGAGCCUGCGCAACAAUGAGCUGGGUGACACAGGUGUCCACCUCGUGCUGCAGGGCCUGCAGGGCCCUGCAUGCAAGAUCCGCAAACUGAGCCUACAGAACUGCUCUCUAACGGAGGCCGGUUGCCAGGUGCUGCCCAUGGCACUGCCCUCACUGCCCAGUCUACUCGAGCUGAAUCUGGAAGACAACGAUCUGGGCGAGGCUGGCAUCCAGAAGCUGUGCCAGGCCCUGCUGGGCUCCUCUAGCCGGCUGGAGAAACUCAAGUGAGCAUGGGGCAUGGACCUGAGCUACUUCCCAUGCACCCCUGUGCCUUCUCCCUACAACUCUAUGCCCUCCACAUGCCCUGUACCCUCCCUUGCACCAGCCCCAGCCCCUGCUUCAUGUCCUGUUCUGAGCACUCCUCAUGUCCCUAGUCUGGCGACCUGUGGAGUCACAGCAGCCAACUGCAAGGACCUAUGCAGCAUCUUGGCCACCAAGGACACCCUGCAGGUGCUAGACCUGGGUGAAAGCAAGCUGGGUGAUGCAGGCAUGGCUGCACUGUGUCCUGGGCUGCUCAGCUCCUGCUCCAAGAUCAAGACUCUGUGGCUCUGGGAGUGUGGCAUCUCUGUGGAGGGCUGCAAGGAGCUCAGCCAGGUCCUUCGGACCAAGGAGACCCUGAAGGAGCUCAGCCUGGCAGGCAACGAGGUGGGGGACCAGGGGGCGAGGCUGCUGUGUGAGGCCCUGCAGGAGCCGGGCAGCAGGCUGGAGAUGCUGUGGGUGAAGAGCUGUGGCCUCUCAGAAGCCUGCUGUGCAGACUUUAGCAUGAUGCUGGCCAAGAACAGGUCCCUCCUGGAACUGCAGCUGAGCAACAACAAGCUGGGGAACGCGGGUGUGCAGCAGCUCUGCCAGGGCCUGGGCCUGCCUGGGGCUAAGCUGCGCUCGCUCUGGUUGGCUGACUGUGAUGUGACCAAUGAUGGCUGUCCACCUCUGGCUUCGCUCCUGCUGUCCAACCACAGCCUGCGGGAGCUGGACCUGAGCAACAACGGCAUAGGGGACCUGGGCUGCCUGCAGCUGCUGGCGAGUGUGGAGAAGGCUGACUGCACCCUGGAGCAGCUCGUCCUGUAUGACAUCUACCUGAGUGAGCACGUGUAUGACCGCAUGCAGGCCUUGGAGGAAAAGAAGUCCUCCUUGCGGAUCAUCUCCUGA
Messenger RNA from Elephantulus edwardii (Cape elephant shrew), 1350 nucleotides. It is a transcript of the gene RNH1, whose product is annotated as ribonuclease/angiogenin inhibitor 1. NCBI's taxonomy places the organism in Eukaryota, Metazoa, Chordata, Mammalia, Macroscelidea, Macroscelididae. The transcript has 8 exons. Gene Ontology annotation, cellular component: cytoplasm. The record is from RefSeq and is a predicted model, not a curated record. Gene Ontology annotation, molecular function: protein binding.